Molecule: messenger RNA, 1599 nt
Organism: Drosophila eugracilis
Lineage: Eukaryota; Metazoa; Arthropoda; Insecta; Diptera; Drosophilidae
Gene: Mgat4b
Product: alpha-1,3-mannosyl-glycoprotein 4-beta-N-acetylglucosaminyltransferase B
Exons: 1
Coding region: 30-1553 (507 amino acids)
Biological process (GO): protein N-linked glycosylation
Cellular component (GO): endoplasmic reticulum; endoplasmic reticulum-Golgi intermediate compartment; Golgi stack
Molecular function (GO): acetylglucosaminyltransferase activity
Source: RefSeq, a predicted model, not a curated record
AUCAGUAAUGAGAGUUAUUUCUGACAAUCAUGAAGGUGAUUAAUAUUCGUUGGAAAGCUUGCCUGCCUAGUUUUAUGAUUAUUGCUUAUUUUUUGAGUACCUUGCUGUAUUUCGGAAUGCAUAUAACCUAUAUAGACCCGGUGGAACCGAAAGCGAUAAAAAACCAAAGUUAUGUGGUACAAAAUAAUAGAGCUAAUGUACGAUUUCAGAAGAGCGUGUUAUCAAAUCCAACAGAAAAGCCACGUUAUCGGUUUAGCAGGGGCAGAACUGGUGUCAAGUUCGUUCUUGGAGUGCCCACUGUACUGCGACCCAAAAAGAACUAUGUCCUCCAAACCGUCGACUGUUUAAUUCGUCGACUGACACCCAAGCAGCGUGAUAAUUCCCUUAUUGUGAUCUAUGUGGGUGAAACUAACCUUCAGUUUGCCAAGUUCAUAGUUCAUAAAUUAAAUCUAAACCAUUUGAUGCAAAUGCAAGCGGGUCUUAUUGAUGUGAUUUCGCCACCUUUGAAUUACUAUCCCAACUUCUCGAGACUGCACAUCACACUGCAUGACGACCCGCAGAGAGUUCAGUGGAGGACCAAACAGAACCUGGACUAUAUAUAUCUAAUGUCCUAUGCCCGAACCAAGGGUUCGUAUUACCUGCAGCUGGAAGACGAUGUGAUGUCGAAUGAGGGUUUUAUGGACUACAUACAGAAGUUUGCCAUGCUGCAUGAUCAGUUUCGAUUUGCCCAUCAGCCUGAUUGGAUUGUUAUGAGUUUCAGUGACCUGGGCUUCAUAGGAAAACUCUUUCCCACCUCCGUUCUGAAAUCUUUUGUGGCCUACUUGCAACUUUUCUACAAUGACCAACCCAUUGACUGGUUGCUCCAGAGUUUUGUUACCCUUCAAAGUUGUCGCUGGGAUAGUAUUUCUCAACCAGAAUGUCAACGGGACUACGAAUCUAGAUUACUUCGUGCUGCACAAUCUCAGUUCCAGCAUAUGGGUGCGUUGUCCUCACUGGCGGAAAAGAAACAACUUCAAAAGGAUGGCUUAUUCAAUAAGAACCUUGGCCGUCAGAGAAUGCAGCAUCUUCGACAACCUCUCAACCUCAUUUCUUCUCAUAGGAACUCCCUCCUAAAACAAGAUCUUAGCCUGCAAACGGACGAAACUUUCAUGUGGAUAUACAUGCCUCAAAUGCCAAAGAUGAUAAAGUAUCUAAUCAAAAAUCAAUACAAGAAGACGCAGAUCCGCAUUCGUAAUGCCAAGGAAACUUCAAAAAAUCUGGCAGAAUUUAAUGUGGAUUUGGUGAGGGGAUCUCCCGAAUUUGGGACUAACAAAUCAGCUACCGAAAAUAUUGGAUUUAUUAUGACUCACACUAUCCUACAAAGGGAAAAAAAUGAUGAAAACACAAGUGAGUUAUUACCCUAUAACUACAUGUACUACUACAUAAGAGAGGAACCCGAGGGUCUGACCUGGUUCCGUCGAUUCCUUUGGAUAUACAACCGAUCUUGUCGAUGCACUUUCGGAUUCCCAUCAAAGUUACUAGUUUUAGUUUGGUUAUUGUAUAACAUUUUUUAAGAUAAAAUAAACAAAUAAGAAGGUUUCCUUCAAUAUAAAACUUCAA